AGGUUUUUUAAAAUUUUGAGUGAUUUUCUUCAAAUUUUAUUAAUGUUUGUGUUGGUAAAAUAUUUGAAUAUUUGUGCCUGACGCAUGCAGUGCAGGAUUUUCAGCUCCAAGACUGUGACAUUAGUGUUACGAGGAAUUUUUAUGUGCUGCUUAAAACUCAUGAAAAUAUUGGCUUUUAGUGCAGCUUUGGCUAUGCUAUGGAUUGUAUCUAAAGAGCCUCCAUCUCCAACACUGGAUGUUCCAACUGUAGAAGAUUUGCUGCUUGGGGAAGGCUACACAGGAGCUACGGACAAGAUAAAGUGGCUGAAGACGAAUCUUGCAAUCUCCAAAGAGAAAAUAGAGCAGGUUGCACAGAUGACCGCAGGACAGAGGAAUAACCACCUCUGGGCAUUGGUUAGAAAAAACCGUUUGACUGCAUCCAACUUUGGAAAAGUGCUAGCUGCCAUCAGACGAAACAGGUUCCCACCCUCAUUGUUUAAACAAAUUCUUGCCUCGUAUGACCUAUCUACAAAAGAUGCUAUUGUAUGGGGAGUUAGCAAUGAGUCAGUUGCCAAAGCAAAGUAUUGCUCUUAUGGAGAUGCAGUUGUUGAAGACACAGGUGUAUGGUUGCAUGAGAAUGGUGUUUUAGGCGCAAGUCCUGAUGGCCUCAUUCGGCGGGCAGCAACCCACAACUAUAACCACCAAGCAGCAGAGAUGACUGAUGUGCUAGAGGCAAUGCAAGUGAGGCCUGAAAUUUUGGAAGUGAAGUGCCCCUUCACUGCUAGAAAUAUGACAAUCCCUGAAGCCAUUAACUUAAUCAAAGAGUUUUGUUUAGAGUACCAGGUUCAUGAUGGCAGACAGGUGUACAAGCUUAAAGAAAAUCAUAUCUACUACGACCAAGUACAGGGGCAGCUAUACAUCCUAAACAAAUCAGCCUGUGAUUUUGUUGUGUGGACAACUCGAGACAUUGCCAUUGUUAGGGUUCUCCAGGACGGCUUGUGGGGCCAGAACAUUGAGAAACUUACCAACUUCUAUUUUGCUCAUUUGAUCUCUGUUAUUCAAAAAUGACUGUCACAAUA
Magallana angulata is the source of this 1058-nucleotide messenger RNA. RefSeq lists its product as uncharacterized. Lineage: Eukaryota; Metazoa; Mollusca; Bivalvia; Ostreida; Ostreidae. Bases 85 to 1047 code for a protein of 320 amino acids. The transcript has 6 exons. The record is from RefSeq and is a predicted model, not a curated record.